AUGGCGUCGUCGGAAGUGCUGCCAGUAAGCCCUAGGCACUCGGUGGUCGGCGGCGGUGGCGACGGCGGCGGCGGCGGCGGCGGCGGCGGCGGCGGCGCCGCGUCGCAAUGCUUGAAGGUGCGGGCCAAGUACGACGACAUGCCCGCGAUGACCCAUUGUAGAGCCGUGGCGAGGAUCGUGUCCACGCCAGUCUCCUCGGCGGCGGCUCGCCGCCUCCCCAACUUUUUCGGCAACAAAUUGCGGCAUCGAUUAUCCGAGCCGGUGUUGCUGCCGGAACUGCGGACCAUGAGAGAAGCCGCCACGCCUGCGCCGGUCGUCACCCACUCGUCGUCGGAAUGCGAACUGGCAAGCACGGGGCGAUCAGAUGACUGCGGCAGUUGCAGGUCGACGGACUCGGGUCACGGAUCAGCCCCAGGGGACAAACCCGAUGACCCAGUGCUGAGGGAACCCGACGAGGACGCCACCAAGGUUGCGGACAAUGACGAUGGCGGGAAGACCGGAUGUGCUGCCGAUGGUGAAGCCCAGCAUGCUGAUGAUCAUCAUCACAGGGACCCGCUGGAGAAACUGGUUCGCACUCUGCAGCAACGCUGCAAGGACCAGCAAGCCGAAAUCUUUUCCUUGAAAACGAAAUCUGCUACAACGGUGGCCGAAUAUGAGCAAUGGAAGCGCAGACGGGGCUCUGAGUUGUUGCAGUUGUCAGCGCAACUGUAUUGGCUGGAAAGCAACUUGCGGAAGGAGCAGCAGCGGUUGAAAUGGUGCGUGGAGUCCAGGGACAGAACAAUACACAUGCAACACCGCACCAUUCAUCAGCUCACUCAGCAGCUGAAAGACAAGCCCGUCCGAUCCUGUUCCUGUGUGCGGAACAACAACAUCACCAACUCCCAAGGGAUGAACUCAGUACCAGGAAGUCCCCAGAACGAGGUGCUGGACCCCAAGUCCGUCGUGAUCCUCGUCAGCGGCGUCGAAAAGUGCACCGACGACGAUUCUGCUGUCGUGAUGGAUGACGACUGCGCCGAUUGUUCGGCGCCGCCGCGAAUGCCGACCUCGAUCAUGCGCAGUGUCAGCGACGCCCUCGAGUGCGCUUGCGUUCAAAACAGUGAUUCCAGGCGCCAUUCGUCGCCGGCCUACACUUUGGCCACGGCGGCGUCCCCUGCUGCGACCUCACUUCCUGUGCGACGAGGUUCGCUCAAGCACAACAUGGACCAUCCGUUCAACAGCUACCUGCGUAAACCGGAAGUGCUGGAGACUGUGUACAGUGUGGACGAGGAAUCCGAGGAUGUGGAUGCUCAUGCGGCCAACAAGGUGUCGCCCUCGGGCUGCAGUGGCGGCGGCAUCUCGUUCGAAUUGCCCCGAAGCGAGUCUUGCGAAUUCAACAAAAGCUUCUCUGUUGUCAGCAGAACGCAUUCCUCACCGGCCGUCGCUUUGAUGAACCGUCUUCGCCCCAAAAAAUAUUUCGGAAGUUGUGAUAAUGUCGCCCUGGCCAUGAAGAACGAGCGCAUGUCGUCCUACAAACCCAAGUCAAUGGAGAACCUCAUGAACGCCGUAGAGUUGCCAACUGCGUCGGACGACUGCCUCUUGUACCGCUACGAAGUGUUCGAUCGUUUCGCCACCACGCCGCCACCGCCGCCACUGCUGGACGCCGACCCCGACGCCGCCCUGGACGCGGACGCCAGGAAAUACUCGCGACGCCAAUCCAAGUCGGCUGCUGUCCCGGUCAUCAAGAACAACCACAAAAACGUGACUCGUCCCAGAGACUUGAAAGCCAAACGAGCCAACAAUGCUGGCAACAAUAACAACAACAACAAUAAUAAUACCACUGGCAAUAUCGGUCCUUCCAAAAGGUCCAAGUCCGUGGAGGAACUGAGGUUCAAGUUCUGGGACUGGAUGGGUCUACGGCGCAACAGACAAUCUUGAUUUCCCCCCACCAUUUGCUUCAUUCAAAUCAAAUUUAGCAAAGGGAUUGUUUUUCAUGUUAUAAUUUAAAAAAAAUUCAGUGUUACAUUUUGAUGGUUUAAAAAAAAAACAUUUCGCCUCUGAUGAGCUAAUGAAACUCUUUUUUUUUAAAGCAAUCUCAGAUUUUUAAGGGAUGCAUAACUGAGAACUAAACAAACAGAAUCUCGAAAGAAUUUCGUGGAACCUAAUUUUCCACUUUAAAGUUGAUUGAGUCUUUUCCCGUUUUCCAAGUUCUCUCGCUUUUGGGUCCAUUUGGUUUUGAGAAGAAAACAAUUCAAAAGGCCUAGUUUGAAUGAGUAUCUUGCCAAUAAAAACUGGGAGUUUUUUUAUGAUUCAUGUGAGUCAUCAAUGAAGUUUAAUUGCAAGUGGAUGAAACCAGGGGUCACUUUCUAAUUUCUUUCUAUGUGAGCGAAAAUUUCAGUUCAUUGAAAAUUCGGAUACCGUAGAACUGAUUUAAAAGGCAUCUAAUGUUGAAAAACCGUUGAAAACUAAAAUUAUUUCAUUUUGAAUCAAAUAAAAUGUUUGCCACCGUGAUUCUCAAGGAAAAAAUCUUCAAAGAAUAACAUGUUUUUUCCUUGAAGAAUGUUUAAACGUCGCGGAAGGAAAGUGAUACAAAUUAUAUUCAAAUUAAAAAUUGUUUUAAACUUACAAUUUUAUUCGAAAGCUUCGACGGACCUGUUGAAAAGUGCGAUACGCUUCGUGUGCGGUCUAUAGAACGACAAAAAUACUUCGUUUGUAAUCAAAUAAUGCCGAUAUGAUUUUGGGAAAUUUUUGAUUGGACCCGUGAAAAGAAACGAGGUUCAGCAUUUUGUGAUGUUGAAAUUUCUUUCGUCGGAUUCCAUUGGAAGGCUUUUGAGCUUAAUGUCGAAUCCUUUGCGUAAUUGGUCGAUGUUUUUUUGAGAAAUUUUGCUUCCGAUUUUUUUUUUUUUUUUUUUUUUUUAAUCUUGGCUGAAGGGAGAAGUUGGGAGGAAAAUCCAAAACCCAGCAUUUAGCUGAUGAUGCUCCUCUUCUAUUGCUUGUUGGUCGAGAGAAAUGUUUCCUCUCGAAAGAGAUUUUAACGAAGUGAUUUCUUUUUAUUUUAUUUCCUGUGGGUUCGACCCGACAGCUGUUCGGUCGGAAUGUACUCAUGUGCCCUGUGUCAAUAAAUUCGGAAUCCAA
This is a messenger RNA of Notodromas monacha, 3111 nucleotides long. The record is from the annotation of a GenBank genome assembly. NCBI's taxonomy places the organism in Eukaryota, Metazoa, Arthropoda, Ostracoda, Podocopida, Cyprididae.